GAUCUUGGUGGUACCCUGACUCAGGAGCCACACAUCAUCUCACAAAUGAUUUCAGCAACCUCAGCUUAGCAGGAGACUUUCAUGGAUCAGAAACCAUUCAAAUGGCAAAUGGAGCAGGUAUGAAAAUUGCUCACCUUGGGAAGUCUUACAUUGAAUCUGCUCAUAAACCCAAUCAUUUGUUUUACCUAAACAAUCUCUUUCAUGUCCCUCAAAUCACUAAAAACCUAUUGAGUGUCUCACAAUUUGCUAAGGACAAUAAAGUCUUUUUUGAAUUUUACCCCUUGUCAUGUUUUGUGAAGGAUCAAGCAACCAAGGAAGUUCUAUUGGAAGGGAAUCUUAAGAAUGGUCUAUACACCUUCAGCUCAUCAGAAGCAAGAGUCCA
This is a messenger RNA of Striga hermonthica, 382 nucleotides long. NCBI's taxonomy places the organism in Eukaryota, Viridiplantae, Streptophyta, Magnoliopsida, Lamiales, Orobanchaceae. The record is from the annotation of a GenBank genome assembly.